AUUUCAUCCUUCCCCCGGAGCAGAGCGUGCCUUUUCCGCUGCUUUCGGGGACUCCGAUCUGCUCCCUCUCCAGAAACCCUCCUCUGCCAGACCGCUCCACCACAAGUACACCACCGCCAGUCCGCCACCGCCAAUGGCGCCGAAGACUGGGAAGAAGAGGGGCGGACGCAAGCCCAAGCCCAAGCCCAAACCCAAACCCAAAACCCCAUCUUCCUCUAGCUCGCCGACCUCGGUCCUGCCGCCACCGCCGACGGAGACGAAGGCGGCCGACGUCCUCACCGGGGACGUGCUCCGCAACGUCCUCCGCCGCCUCUCCCUCGUCGACCUCCUCCGCGCCGCCCUCGCCUGCCACUACUGGCGCCGCGCCGCCUCCCGCUGCCUCCCCCGCGCCCCUCCCCUCCUCGGCUACUUCCAUCACCCCGUCAAAACCUGCCUCCCGCCGCCCGUCAAGCAGAAGCACCAACCCCUCCAAGACGCCGUCUUCGUCCCCCUCGGCUCCUCCUCCCCGCUCAGCUCCCUCGAUUUCGCCCCGGGCGCCUCCCGCUACAAGCUCUACGACUCUCUCCAGGGCCUCCUGCUCCUCGAGCCGACCGCGGCGCUCCCCGGGGGGAUCCUCCCGCGCUUCCUCGUCCUCGACCCGGCCACCCGCCGCCGCGCGCUCCUCCGGCCGCCGCCGCGAUCCACGGUGCCCGAUGACCGCCUCUGGCGCAGCUCCAGGUUCUACAUCGGCUCCGCGCUUCUCUCCCGCGAGCACCCGAGCAAGCUCUGCUUCGAGGUCGUCUGCUUCGCCAUCGACGACGGGCACCCGCGCGCCUGGGUCGCGUCCGUCGACGAGGGCCAGUGCCGCUGGCGCGCGCUCCCGCGGGCCGUGGACGUCGAGGUCGAAUUCGAGCCCUGGUGCUUCGAGCGACGCUGCGUGCACGCCGCCGGGAAGCUCUAUUGGCACAUCUGCAACUCGGGUCGCGUGCUCGUGCUAGACCCUUCCACACUGCACUUCUCUUACAUGCUGGCGCCGGCAACACUGUCGGACCACUUCAGCAAGUACCGCGUCGGGGAGAUGCCGGAGGACGGGCAGCUCUGCAUCGCGACCGUGGAGAACCAGAUGAUGCAGCUCUGGGUGCGUGGGGAGACCAGGUGGAGCGACAAUGGGUGGCAUCUUGAGAGGGAGAUGAACCUUAGCAAGUUGUACGACGCACUGCCGGGCGUGCCCAGGGACAGGAGGGCCAGGUCGGCGAGCAUCAUGCUCACCGACAUGGACGCCGGGCGCACAGGGAAGCUGUUCAUCCAGAUGCUGGGCUAUGGGCGCUACUCGUUCGAUCUCAAGACUUGCAAGCUGGAGCGCCUGGCGAUGGAGGAUGGCAAAGAGUACGGGGACCCCAUCUUCGCCUACUCCCUGGCAUGGCCGCCUGCCUUCCUGGCUGAAGCGUAAUGGCUUGACGAAUUUUGGCCAUUUGGCGUUGACUACGUUCCAAGACUUUGUUCGAAGUCAGCUCACAUGCUUCCAUUUCUGGUGACUACUCACCACUGCGCCUGAGUGAUGUCCCCCUUCCAUUCAGCACGAAUUCGAAGGCUACCUUAUUUUCUCUAUGAAACUGUUAUAAGCAAUGUCGCCGCCAUGCUAUCCGAGCAUCUUUUGGACUCGAUGAUGUUCUGAAGACGCAUCAAUUUGUGCUGAUCUUUCAGUCAUGGUUUUGCUUGCUGCGAGUGGUACUUAUCGCUGUUUGACUACCGCA
Aegilops tauschii subsp. strangulata is the source of this 1733-nucleotide messenger RNA. RefSeq lists its product as uncharacterized. Lineage: Eukaryota; Viridiplantae; Streptophyta; Magnoliopsida; Poales; Poaceae. The record is from RefSeq and is a predicted model, not a curated record. Gene Ontology annotation, molecular function: protein binding.